AAAGUGGCCCUUCUUAACCAUGAAGUCAGAGAAAAUAUCAAGCGAUGAUGCCAAGCACGCAUUAUUACCAGUGCAUGACAUAAAUAACGAUGAAAAUGAUGAGGAAAAUCUGUUUAAUCCUGCUGAAUUUCGAGAUCACCAACAUGCAACUACAGAAUUGGAUACUUUAUUACAUCUCGUGAAAGCAACGAUCAGUUCCGGGUUUAUGAAUCUUCCUGCAGCAGUGGGGCAUGCAGGAGUUCUGGCAGGUCCAAUAGGUUUGGUCCUUAUUGCUGUACUUAUGGUUCAUUGUGAGCAUAUGUUAGUGAUAAGUUCAAAAGCGUGGUGUAGACGGCGCGGUAAAUCUAAGAUGAGUUUUGCUGAUGUUGGCGAGGAAUGUUUUAAGAAGCGAUAUUCUAAUAAAGGUUGGAUUGGAAGACUUCUUGUUAACUCGUCUUUGUUAUGUGCUCAGUUUGGAUUUUGUUGCGUUUAUAUGUUGUUCGUUUCCCGUAACUUGCAACAGGUUUUCGCAAACAACUGCAAUUUUAAUGUGGACGUCAGACUAUGGAUUUUGUUUUUAUUGCCCAUUUAUAUUUUAUUUUCACUAAUCAAAAAUCUGACGACACUCGCGUGGCUUUCGUUUGUUGCAAAUUUGCUCAUGAUUACAGGUGUUAUUUGUAUGCUUGUACAUAUAUUUGGAAGCCUUCAUAAUCCUCUUGGUCUUCCCAGCAUUGCUUCUGCGCAUGGCAUACCACUGUUCGUCGCUUCAAGCAUUUACGCCUUUGAAUCCAUUGGGUUGAUUCUACCACUUGAGAACGAAAUGAAGCAUCCGGAUAAAUUUCCCACUUUGCUCAAUCUUGGAAUGGUCUUUGUCACCUUUCUUUACAUUUUUGUGGGAUUUUUUGGUUAUUUAUCAUGUACUGAAAAUUGUCAUGGUAGUAUUACGCUGAAUCUUGGAGAAACACCGCUUUCAUUGAUUGUGAGGCUAACAAUAAGCAUAUCAAUCUUUCUGUCGUAUUUUCUGCAAUCAUAUGUAAUAUUUUCUCUCAUUGAAUCUUGGGUAAUCUCACAUGCCAAUGAAAAAUACGAGCUCUUAAAACGUCAUAUCGUUCGUGCAAAUAUCGUUAUCAUCACUGCAUUUUUGGCAAGCACAAUUCCUCAUUUGGAAUAUAUUAUUUCAUUGUUUGGAGCAACAGCAAAUACAACAUUAUGCAUCACACUUCCUGCUAUUAUCCAUACAAUAUCUAUUGAAGAACUCUCGAAACUUUCUUUAUUAAAGAAUAUUGGUCUUAUUUUAUUUGGUAUUUCAAUAAAUAUAAUUGGUGUCACAAUAUUGAUACAAAAAAUAUAUUAUACUUACAGCCAACCUAAAAAACUUUUAGCAAUAAAGCCAAAUAAUUAAGCCACCAAUGUAACAUGUAAAGUAGUUCUCAUUGGUUAAAUCAAUUAAAUUAUUUAUUCAUUGUGAGAA
Messenger RNA from Xenia sp. Carnegie-2017, 1450 nucleotides. Its product is annotated as proton-coupled amino acid transporter 1-like. Gene Ontology annotation, molecular function: amino acid transmembrane transporter activity. Bases 20 to 1381 code for a protein of 453 amino acids. Gene Ontology annotation, cellular component: vacuolar membrane. Lineage: Eukaryota; Metazoa; Cnidaria; Anthozoa; Malacalcyonacea; Xeniidae. The record is from RefSeq and is a predicted model, not a curated record. Gene Ontology annotation, biological process: amino acid transmembrane transport. The transcript has 10 exons.